UUGUACAGUGCAUGCCACAUUAUAAUGAGAACGUUUGAGAUUUGUAUUUUUGUGUAUUCUUGGCGCUGGUCUUCCGUUCAAUCCCAUCUGAGGCAGAACAAUUCAAUGAAGACGAUGUUUUGAUGAAAAAUAUAUCAGAACUUCAUUUCCAACUGUUUUCUUCCGUUCAAAAGAAAACAAAGAUGAUAAAGACUGCUGUCUUUGAGACUCAGUGCAGUGGGACAGGCUGUACGUUCAAUGGUUGCGAGUCUAGUGGAUCCGAAACCUGUGAUGGACAGAUGUUCACAAAGUUGAACAAAAUUCAAUUAAGUAUCAACGAUAUUUGGAAAAGAAAACCAGAAGCGAUCGUUUGUAAAGAAGGAUGGAAACGUUACAACGGUCAUUGCUACCAUUUAUUCAGCAAAAAAAUGAACUGGUUUCAAGCGCAGGUUUUUUGCAGAAACCAAAAGACAACACUGCUUCAAAUCAAUGAUGCAAAUGAACAUAACUGGCUCACAAAGAAUUUUCCAAUUGUUGGAUACUGGAUUGAUUUUACUGACAUUGGUACGGAGGGGAAAUGGGUGACAUUAUCAACAGGGAAAAGUGAGUACACAAGAUGGCACAGUGGACAACCCGAUAAUUCCGGUGGGAAACAACACUGUGCCUAUAAUAACUAUGUAAAAGGAUCCUGGGACGAUGUUAGCUGCAAGACUGCGAUUCAAGUCGUGUGUGAAGCAUCAGGUACGUUGUGAUGUGAUUGAUAUUUUUCAGUCGAGAGUUUUAAGAUUGGCGUCAAAGAGGUUCGUAAACAAGAGUAGCAUAACUUGUUAAAUCCAUAGUAUUCUUCGCUAUUGACCUCUUAGCAUAUCUGAUGCGACAACUCAUCUUUUGCCUUUAAUGAAUGGUAUUACAGGGAUUUGAAAUGAACUUAAACAAGCAUUGCGUAUGUCGUUUAUUUAAUAGCUCUCAUUUCCAUGAUGCACGCAAAUGAUUACUUAAUGCAUUGAAAUAAUAAUAUUUGUAAUGUCGACUGUUUUUUAUUAAUAAGACUGCAUGGUAUUUAGAAGUUUAAUUUCAACCUUAUUUUUCUUCUUAACGAUUAGGUGCUGAAUAUUAAUCACAAGAAAAGAAAUCAUCGACAACGGUUGAAUUACCUGAAUAAAGCGGUUAAAUUGGUAGUCCAUCGUUUUACCUUCAGACUCAAUGAUACAAUUUCUUAUAAAUAGUUCAAAUUAAAAAAAAUGAUUAUAAAUAAUACAAUAUAAAAGAGACCAAUAAAACAAAUUGGCGUUCCAAAUUGAUCCUUCAUCAUAUUAAUCUCAACGUAUUAAAAAAAAAUUAAACAAAAGAAUACUAGAAUAACAACCACGCCUAAGACACUCCUUUGCACCUGUUUGUCAGUUGGUAUACCAAGUGUUGGGCAUUUUAGAUUCAUAUUUAGAGUAACUUGCGCCUUGCAGACAUGAAACCAAUUUCAUCAGUACUCAUGAAAAGUAAAUGAUCCCUAUUGGCUCUGAUGUCAUGAAGUCAAAAGUGUAGAUUAAAAAAACAACCUAAACCAAAUGUACAUAUAUUUGGUGUGAACAUGAUAUUUAGUACACAUAUAUAUCUCAUAAGUUUAUAUACUAUUAUUGGGAGAGAAAUUUAAUGAAAAAAACACACACACAUAAUUAUAUUCUAUGUUAUGGCAGAAAAUGAAAAACAACAUUACAUGUACAUCUUUGUUCAAAAACAGUUAAUACAGGUAUCAAAACCGUAAAAAAAAACCAUAAUAUACAAGACUAUAGAUGACUAUGUCUAUAACAUUAUCUAUCUACUCUGUCACCGAGAUGUAUUGCGUUUUCUCUGACAUUUUGUACGAAAUGCUGGUUCCACAAAAAACAACAGUCCUGCCAACAAAGCCACGCCCCCGGACACGCGGAACGAUACCGUCCAGUCUCCCGUCACGUCUCUGAUCCACCCUACAAU
Molecule: messenger RNA, 1947 nt
Organism: Magallana angulata
Lineage: Eukaryota; Metazoa; Mollusca; Bivalvia; Ostreida; Ostreidae
Product: perlucin-like protein
Exons: 5
Coding region: 123-731 (202 amino acids)
Source: RefSeq, a predicted model, not a curated record